AUGAGCUACGUCGCCAAGGACAAGGAAGUUGAUGCCCCUGCCCCUGUGAAGCUGCACAAGAUCCGCAUUACGCUCACCUCGCGUAACGUGAAGAGCCUCGAGAAGAUGAGCAAUGACCUCGUCAACCGCUCGAAGGACAAGAAGCUCCACGUGAAGGGCCCUGUCCGUCUUCCUACGAAGGUCCUCUCCCACACCACCCGCAAGUCGCCUUGUGGUGAGGGUUCGAAGACCUGGGAUCACUACGAGAUGCGCAUCCACAAGCGCCUGGUCGACCUGCACUCGCCCAGCGAGAUUGUCAAGCAGAUCACUUCGACGGCCCUCGAGCCCGGUGUGGAUGUCGAGAUCACGAUCCUCUCGAACUAA
Molecule: messenger RNA, 363 nt
Organism: Malassezia restricta
Lineage: Eukaryota; Fungi; Basidiomycota; Malasseziomycetes; Malasseziales; Malasseziaceae
Product: small subunit ribosomal protein S20e
Exons: 1
Coding region: 1-363 (120 amino acids)
Biological process (GO): translation
Cellular component (GO): cytosolic small ribosomal subunit; ribosome
Molecular function (GO): structural constituent of ribosome
Source: RefSeq, a predicted model, not a curated record